Molecule: messenger RNA, 3489 nt
Organism: Gorilla gorilla gorilla (western lowland gorilla)
Lineage: Eukaryota; Metazoa; Chordata; Mammalia; Primates; Hominidae
Gene: FBXO3
Product: F-box protein 3
Exons: 11
Coding region: 53-1492 (479 amino acids)
Cellular component (GO): cytoplasm
Molecular function (GO): protein binding
Source: RefSeq, a predicted model, not a curated record
CGGGGCAGGGGCGGGGCCAGGGCGGGGCCAGACCUGCACCGGGCCAGGCAAGAUGGCGGCCAUGGAGACCGAGACGGCGCCGCUGACCCUAGAGUCGCUGCCCACCGAUCCCCUGCUCCUCAUCUUAUCCUUUUUGGACUAUCGGGACCUAAUCAACUGUUGUUAUGUCAGUCGAAGACUUAGCCAGCUAUCAAGUCAUGAUCCGCUGUGGAGAAGACAUUGCAAAAAAUACUGGCUGAUAUCUGAGGAAGAGAAAACACAGAAGAAUCAGUGUUGGAAAUCUCUCUUCAUAGAUACUUACUCUGAUGUAGGAAGAUACAUUGACCAUUAUGCUGCUAUUAAAAAGGCCUGGGAUGAUCUCAAGAAAUAUUUGGAGCCCAGGUGUCCUCGGAUGGUUUUAUCUCUGAAAGAGGGUGCUCGAGAGGAAGACCUCGAUGCUGUGGAAGCGCAGAUUGGCUGCAAGCUUCCUGACGAUUAUCGAUGUUCAUACCGAAUUCACAAUGGACAGAAGUUAGUGGUUCCUGGGUUAUUGGGAAGCAUGGCACUGUCUAAUCACUAUCGUUCUGAAGAUUUGUUAGACGUCGAUACAGCUGCCGGAGGAUUCCAGCAGAGACAGGGACUGAAAUACUGUCUCCCUUUAACUUUUUGCAUACAUACUGGUUUGAGUCAGUACAUAGCAGUGGAAGCUGCAGAGGGCCGAAACAAAAAUGAAGUUUUCUACCAAUGUCCAGACCAAAUGGCUCGAAAUCCAGCUGCUAUUGACAUGUUUAUUAUAGGUGCUACUUUUACUGACUGGUUUACCUCUUAUGUCAAAAAUGUUGUAUCAGGUGGCUUCCCCAUCAUCAGAGACCAAAUUUUCAGAUAUGUUCACGAUCCAGAAUGUGUAGCAACAACUGGGGAUAUUACUGUGUCAGUUUCCACAUCGUUUCUGCCAGAACUUAGCUCUGUACAUCCACCCCACUAUUUCUUCACAUACCGAAUCAGGAUUGAAAUGUCAAAAGAUGCCCUUCCUGAGAAGGCCUGUCAGUUGGACAGUCGCUAUUGGAGAAUAACAAAUGCUAAGGGUGACGUGGAAGAAGUCCAAGGACCUGGAGUAGUUGGUGAAUUUCCAAUCAUCAGCCCAGGUCGGGUAUAUGAAUACACAAGCUGUACCACAUUCUCUACAACAUCAGGAUACAUGGAAGGAUAUUAUACCUUCCAUUUUCUUUACUUUAAAGACAAGAUCUUUAAUGUUGCCAUUCCCCGAUUCCAUAUGGCAUGUCCAACAUUCAGGGUGUCUAUAGCCCGAUUGCCUAGGGUUCUGUCUUUCUCUCCUGGGACAUGUGUCUUUGACACCCUGAGCCACCAUGUAAGAAGUCCAGCUACCAUGAAGCCGUCAUGCAGAAGAGACCAUGUAGAGACAUCACACAGAGAUAGAGGGAGGCACCCAGGAGCCCCAGCUGUUUCAGACUCCAGAUAUUUGGAUCAUCCUGCGCGGGUACCAGACAUGUGAAUGAAGAAGCUCAUGAGAUGACUGCAGUUCCAGCUACCAUCUGACUGCAACAUCACGGGACACCCCAACCCAGAACCACCCCACUGAAUACUUCCCAAAUACCAACCCACAUGAACCAUGAGAGAUAAUAAUGACUGUUGUUGUUUCAAGCCACUAAAAAAAUAAAAAUAUUUUUUUAAAAAGUAGAGGCUACUGAUGGUUGAAUUGAAAUGAUGUGUCUUUAUGGUAGGAGCUCAAUAAAAAUCUUAGAUCUCUUGUUGACAGUGCAUAAAAGUUACCAGUAGAGGUCAUACUUGAUUAAUAUUUUCAUAUCCUCUUUUCUGUAAGUAUAUAGCUUAAUAAUUAUUAUUCAGUAUAUGAAUAUAAGCUCAGUAAAACUGUAUCUUGGAUUGUUACAAGUGGCCUGUUUGCUACCUUCUGUGAAUUACCAACUACUGUGUAAAAAAUAAGUACUGGCUUAGUGAAAUAUUUACCAUUAAAACCAUACUGAGCUGGGCUGGGUCGCAUGCACCUCUAGUCCCAGCUACUCGGGAGGCUGAGGUGGGAGAACUGUUUGAGCCCAGGAGUUUGAGGCUAGCCUAGGCAACAUAGCAAGAACUCGUCUCUAAGAAAAAAUAAUAAUUUUUUUAAAAAGAAGAUCUUCCAUUAAACAACAACAAAAAACCACACUGAGCAUUACUUAACACAAGAUAUAGAAUCCACUCCAGAAUCUUGCAUCAGCAUGUGUGUUGUGAGAACCCACUGUUCAAGUCUAUGGAAAUUCAUAUUUGGCAUGUCUGGUGGUUUGAAUUCUAGAUAAAUGAGAAUUUACAUGAAAUAACUAAAAAACUGAUAGAUGCUCUUCUUAUCAAAAGAUUGUUUUCUCUUUCAAGGAAAUGGGUCCUGAUGAAUAUGAAGAGAUGGAAGAAGAGGAGGAGGAGGAAGAGGAGGAAGACGAGGAUGAUGAUUCAGCAGAUAUGGAUGAAUCAGAUGAAGAUGAUGAAGAAGAGAGACGGAGGAGAGUCUUUGAUGUUCCCAUUCGCAGACGCCGCUGCUCACGCCUUUUUUAGCAAGCCUUCUGCUGAUGGAAGCACUAGGAUGAUUCUAGGCUGUUAAAUAGAUUUCUCAAUAAUGUAAAUAACUAAAUUGUUCUCUGCAUAUAGCAGGAAAACUAGCAUGAAAUAUUGUUUCAGGCCCUGGGUUCUAUGUGACACUACAUUAGGAAUUGGAUUGUUUGGGUUUGCUUUGUGUUUUUGAGGUAGAGGAAGAAAUGGGAAUCUUUUUUUUCUCUUCCAGGAGUCAGUGGAAGAAUAGUUCUCUAGCUAAGGGACGGACAUACCUUUGUUUUAAAAUAUUUUAUACUUACAAAAAUCUAGAAAUGGAGAGGGAACUGUUUUGAAUAAGGAUUUAAAAUACCUGCACAAGGAUAGAGAGAAACUAUGUGACUCAUUCUGUGAAAAGACUUCUUGCAGUUGUGAGUUAUUUAGAAAUGAUCAAAACUUGUAAUUAGGCUAAUCCAUUUAGUGAUUCCUAAUAUUUUGUACUCACAGAGAACUAAUUGACUAAACAACUUGAACGGUAGUGGUUUGUCCUUAGACAAUCUGUCUUUGAAUUUAAAGUAUCGCUAAGACGUUGACUUUAAAUUUUUCAUCACUACAACCUUGAAUUUAAUUUCAGUUCUUCAACAUGAUGACCUUGGAUUUAAUUUAAAGUCUUCAACACUAUGCGCUUUAUCAUAUUAUUCACAGAUGCAUUUUUGAAAUGUAGUAUGUAAAAGUAUGUAACGUGCUGUUUAUUAACAAAAGAUUGUUCACAACAUCUCAUGUAGUUUAAAUUUGUAAAUACUGCUUCUGUUUUGUUUCUCCUUUAUACACUUGACUGUCUUUGUGAUAAGUGACAUGAAUUUUAUGUUAGGAUUAAGUAUGUUUUCCUGAAACUUGGAUUUUUUUUGUAAUUAUAUAAUGGAGAGUUAAGAAUGAAAUCCUUCAAGUGUUAAAAACUCACAUUUUAAAAGCAAA